GAAGUAAUAAUUAACUAAACAAAAUGGCGAAGUUUUUUGAGUAAGCUUAAUGUAAAAGCUGUGUUUACUUUCCGUCAAUGAACAAUCGAACUUUGACAUUUUUCACCAAUGAAGACGAGAAUAAUAUAUAGAUCUAGAUAUAUCUAUAAAUCUAGAUAGUUCUUGAUUCUAGAUCAACAACUUAACCACCCUUAGGAUAUUACUCUUAGUUUCAGAAUGGCAGGCCCCAAGAACAGUGAUCUUACUAGAGAUCUGCAAGACAGCAUCAGAGAAGCUGUUGACAGACAAGUCAAGUUUUCUUUGAAAAAAAUGGUCAAAAUGGAAAUUCGAUCAGACAGAAUUGAAAGUCGCAUAAUAGCUUGCUCUGCAUUUCGUUUGUUCAUUUUUACACCCAAAGUGCCUUCAAAACUUGAAAACAGCUUUCACUUCCUAGAAAUACAAAGUAUUGAAAGUAAAAAACCUAAUCAGCUGUAUCUUGUAGUGGAUGGUAAAGUCAAUCAUUUCCUUAGUGAUGGAUCUCCAGAAGAUAUGGACCAUAUUAUCCUGCACAUUGGUAUCAGCUUGAAGCAUACCUUCCCUUCAUAUCCUCUAGAGCGUUUAAUACUAAAAUUGGAGGUUCAACCAUCAGAGAGAUUAAAACCUAUGCAUGAUAUGAUGAGAACUAUAGAGAUGAAAGAGAGUGGAUCUUGUGGAGGUUUCACUUCAAUGUAUCAGUGCAUGUGUGAUUUUCAUGGUUUGCCUUUGAGGGAUGAAGUUGUGUGGGACAUUGAUACAAUUUACUUAUCUCAUGAUUGUAGGGAACUAAGAUUACAGGAUUUUGAUCACUUAAAUGGAAAAGACUUAGUCCCUAUCAUUGGAGCAUUGGAGCAUAAUACUUGGUUCAAACAGUUUAAUGCCAGCAAUAUCAAAUUGACAGUGGAAGCAUGUAAUGAGCUUAUAAAAGUGCUGAAACGUAACUCCGUCAUUGAAGAAGUAAACCUUAGCAACACUGGAAUUAAAAUGGACUUUAUUCAGAAGCUAUCACUAGCUAUAACUUCCAAUAGUGGGAGUCAGCUGAACAAUCUUGAUUUAUCAAAUAAUACAAUGGAAGAUAAAGCAAUCUACCAUCUUCUAGGAGGCAUUUCUCAUCUCACAUCAGCAUUAACAUCUUUGGAUAUUUCAAAAACUGGUAUCAGCACUAAAUGCUUGAAUAAAGUUGGUGAAAUGUUGGCUCAGUGCCCAAGAGUAAUGGUUGGACUCACAACUUUAAAAGUUAAUGAGAAUGGCCUGAAAGGAGAAGAUUUUAUAGGACUGAAUAACUUCUUAGCCCAACCAAAUGCCAUCACUUACCUAGAUCUUAGUGGUACAGACUGCACCUUAGAUACGCUUUGUGAUCCACUGAUGAGAGGCUGUCCCAACUUGACUGUCUUAAAAGCUUCAAGAACUGUAUUUACGCAUAAAAAAUCUAAAGAUGUUGCAGUUCCAAAUAUAUGGAAACAAUUUUUUGCUUCAGCUUGUUGUCUUGACUACAUUGAUUUCUCAAGCUGCCGAUUACCCAGUGAGGCUCUCAAAGAACUACUCAUAGGAGUGUCUUGCAAUAGAAGUAUCAAGUCUCUGUACCUCGACAUAAGCAGUAAUGAACUUGGUGUUUCAGGAGCCAGUGUAUUAUCUUCAUGUAUUGCUCAGGUCAAAGGCAUUAAAACCUUAGAUAUAAGUAACAAUGGGUUUGAUUCUGAAAUGAAAUCAGUUUUGCUUGAGUUGGCUAAGAAUUCCCAUUUAAAAGGCUUAAUGAUUGGGAGAAACUUUUCAAACAUCAAACCAAAGAACAUGUCUGAUGUCAUGAAUGCAGUGGUUCAGAUGUUACAAGAAGAAACAUGUCACUUAGAGUCCUUAUCAAUAGCAGAUUCAAAACUGAAGACUGACACAACAUACUUAAUUAAUGCUCUAGGAAGCAACAACUUUCUUCUUGAAAUUGACCUAAGUGGAAAUUUGAUGGGAGAUUUUGGGGCAAGGAUGCUUGCAAAAGCUCUUUUGAUAAAUACAAAGCUUCAGAAAAUUGUAUGGGACAGAAAUAAUAUAACAGUGACUGGAUUUGAAGAUAUAGCAGAGGCUUUGAAAAAGAAUAUGACCUUAAAACAGAUGCCUAUUGCUGUGAGUGAUGCUGUAGCUGCCGUUGCUUUGUCUCCUAAAAAAACAGAAGUAGCUCUACAGAAGAUUGAAAGCUAUUUACAAAGAAAUAAUAAUCCAAGAAGAUUUGCAUCAGAUCAGGUCUACAGGCUGCAGCAAGGCUUUUUAAUUAGUUCUACACAACAGGAGAUAGACAAACUCAUUGUGCAAGUGGAAGAUACCAUACAAGCAUUGAGGGGCUAUGGAACUGUAGAAGCCUUUGCUAAUGAACUGAAAGCAGCAGAAUCAUUGAUAAUUGAUGCUAACAAAUCCAAGCAGCUUUUACCUGGACUACAAGAUAUCAGUUUGAAAUCUCAAUCCUCUGGAAAUAUUAUUAGUCAACACCUCAAUACAAUGUCAUUACAACUGACAGAUAUCAUUAAAGAACAUUUGCAGCACACAACAGAGGAAAUGUUAAGUUGCGCCAAGCUAACAUGUCCAUCUAUAAUGGCUGACCAGAAUUUUCAUAAAGUCAUACAAGAUGGUUGUCAUUCAAAAUUGUCAAGUUUGCGCAAAGAUCUCUCUAGAGAUGUUUUAGAAGGAGCCAGUACAGAUAUUUUUAAUGCCACCAGUGAACUAAACCUCUCUGUGGCAGCUCUGAUAUCUGACAGUGUUGUGGAAGCAGUUAUUGAUGCAUUGACAGCUACCUAUAAAAGUUUGUCCAACCAUCUUUGUUUGAGAAAGAGUGGUCUGUAUCAGGUGGAACAAGAACAAAAGACUGUUGACGUUAGGCAAGAAGUGAAUAGCAGUAGUGUACAUGAGAAUCCAGAUGAAUUAUCAAGUAGAAGAAAAACUGUCAUUCAAAGGAAACAAAGGCCCCAGUCUGCUAUGGGAGAAGUGGAUGGAGUUACUGUUUAUCAAAGUUUUCCUAUUAAGUCAGUUGCAGAAUUUGUCCUUUCAAACAAGAUUACAUCAGAGAAAGUUCCAGAAAUUGAAGAGAACUCAAUUGGCAGCACCAAUGAGUUCACUGACAUCUCUGCUCCUGCACAACGACUUGAGCACAUUACAAAAGCUCGUCCUAAGAGAGAAAAAGCUCAUAGACCAACACGUCCUAUUCAUCUUCAAGGAACCACAGAGAUGGAAGAUCCACCCUUGAAUGGUCCUUUAAUCAAAGCACAGUUAUCCCACACUGAUAUACCUUUGAAAGAACAGCCAGCCAUUCAGCGGCAACCAUCUGAUAUAAAAAAGAAACCUGAAGAUCUAGUCAGCAAAAUAGACAAAAAAGGGGCUCAAAAAUUAAAAGAAAAGGAAGCAAAAGAAAAAGAGACUAAAAAGAAAGGGUUUGGUAGCAGCAUUUCAAGUAUUUUUAAAAUGAAAGAUGAUAAGAAAGCUAAAAAUGUGGUUGCUUCAAACAAAGGUCAGGUUAUUGAAGAGACCCAAUCACCAGAUGUUACUGCUGAGAUCAGGCUUGAAGAUUCCAUUGAAACACCUGUGAUUGCUGUAGAAGCUCAGCCUGUGGAAAAACUGUUACCUCCUUCAAGAAAUAAACAUGUGUUACAUGAUAGAGUAGCCAUCCUACCUCCAUCAUCCAAGAGAGUGGAGACAUCUGCUGUUACUCUAGCUGAAGAAGAAGAUUUCACACUAGCUGAACAUAGGAUUGAUUCCAAAGAAGAUGUUGAAAAGAAAGAGGACAUCUCCAAGAUACCAGCUGGUGCUGUAAAGCAUGGUUUAAGUGGCCAGUUAAUGCAAGAAAUGAAAGACAAAAGAUUAUCUAAGUUACUAUCACAUUCACCUGAGGAUGUCAGAAAUGGCAAGUUAACUGUUGAAGCCAAUAACAAUGAAAGAGAGGCUGAUGGACUUGUCAAAGAGGUUGAUAACAAGAUGCCCUUGUUAAAACAGUACAGUGACAAGCCUCCUGAAGUGAGUGAUCAAACUGACCAUUCCAGAAAGCUGGGUCAGGAAGUGACUAAACUGACCAGCUCUUCAAUGAAAAGACCUCUCUCUAGUCUUGAAGAGCAUGCGCCCAGUGAUAGCAUUCCACAGUGUAUGACAGUCUCAACACCAGAGCUAAGCCUAACUGAUGGGGCCCAUCCAAAACCUCGACCUCCUCCGCCACCUAAGCCACCCAAACGUAAUGUCAACACAGAUCAAAAUAAAGAUGUAAGUGAACUAGAGAAAAGUCCAGUCAUCUCUACCCCAAAUGAAGGUAUAGUCUAUGACUCAGCUACACUCAGAUUGCCUGUAAAGGAGAAAAUCAAAAGAAUAAGUCAGGCAAUGGAGAACAGAGAUAGUUCUAGCCAGUUAUCACACAGUACCAGUCCUAGCCAGUCCUCACUUGUAGCUUGUACUAAAGAUAGUCUAACAUCUGAAGAACUGAAUGCUUCUCUAAGGUCAUCCAAUAGUUCUAGCAGCAGAAGUUCUGGAGAACAACUAGUGGCAGAGAAACAAAAGGAUGAUCUUCACAAGAGGGAGAGUGAAAACAAUAAUGAUGAAAUCAUGGUCUAGUUGAACUACACUUUGGAUACUUCAGAGCUAAGUGUCAUGUCUUCUUCAUUGUGUUCACAGCUUGAUGUGUACAUGGCUACAUGGCCUGAUAUGUAAAUAGAUGGUUCUAUUGCAAUGAUCCAAUUGAAAACUUUUUUUUGUUUUACUUGUUGUUUACUUACUGUUCAAUGUAGCUGCAUUUAAAUUUGUUUUUGUUCAAUCAAAUUCAGAAAUUUUCUGAACAUUUUUACUAACUGCUGUGACUUUGUAAUAGUCCAAAGUUUCCUUUGGCUCUUCAUGCAAUGUUUGUUCAACUUUUCAUAAGAUGUACACAACUAAAAAUCUUCCAUCCUAUUGCUAUAACUCCAUUGAAAGUUCAUCAUAUUGCUCUAUAACUCCAGUGAAAGUUCAUCAUAUUGGUCUAUAACUCCAGUGAAAGUUCAAGUCUCUUCAUAUUUGUAACAAAAUAGUAUGCAUUGUAGGGGGAAACAACUGGAAUGAGAAUUAGGAGGCAGUCAUCUUGACCUACCAACAAGUGAAAACAUUGCAUCUUGUGGACAGUUGCAAACCAAACAAAUGACUAUGCUGCUUAAAGAGUGAUGGAAAUCCUUUUAAAUAUUUAAGAAUGUCAGUUCAUUCUUAGUAGUACUUAAAAAAUGUGUUGUUGUUUUUUUCUCUUCAAAUAUUUGUUAAUCAAAUUAAUUCAUUUAAUAUUUUCUUGCUAACAAAUCCUAUGUUGCAGUCCUGUUUUUUUUAUUUAUAUUUUUGCUUUAUGCAUUAAAUUAUGCAAGUCAACUCUGCUGCCAGAAAAGUGCCAGACAAUUUUUGUUGAGUCUUUCUACAUUGGUUUCAUUUAUAUUCAUUUGCUUUCUUAGGGUUGUCUAUUCUCAGCCCUACAAAGAAAGCAAUAAAUAAUUGUAUACUUUGUAAUAUUUGUCUAUUAUACAUCACAAUGAUUGUAAUAUAACAUUUCAGAUCCUGAUUAAUUCAUGAAAAAUCUAUGUCCAUGUUUUUUCAGAACUUGCUGGCAUCAGUGUGAGCCUUUUUAAAAAUGUAUUUUAGACCAAGUUUUAAAACCAUCACAACUUCACUGUUGUGCAACAAAAACUUGUUGAUCUAAACCUUGGAUGGCUUUCAUAUUAUAUUCAUUCAUCUAAAGAUUCCCUGCACCUACUAAAUGUAUAGCUGUUAUCUAUAAAUAUCUUGUGACCAGGUGAACAAUGAUCCUAUUCUCUCUGUCAGUUACUGUUCAACCUUGUGAUAUGUGUGGUGCAGUUUCAAUACACAGAGCCAUGACAUUUUGAAAUAAACUUAAUAUGUAUGUACUCUACGUUUAGCACAACAUAUACCCAGAUACAUCUAACUGUUAAUGAAGAACUGAUUCUGAUUUGGUUUAACUAAUGUUGUGAAAGUUUGGAUCUGUAGCACUUAAGGUUGUCUUGUUUUUAAAUCACAUAGUGUCAUUUUUCAUGAGCAUACAAAUUAAUCAUUCCACUUUUAUUUGAAAGCUGACAUUGGACUUUUGAAAUUAAACGCUGAAAAAUUUCUAUUGUUUGUCAUAUGUUUCUCUUUAGUGAAAUACAAUGAAAAGAAAUGAGAUCUGUGUUUCUUGAUUGGAUCAUCUAUUUACUGCACUUUCAGAACUUGCUAAACUUGACUAGUAUUGGCCAACAGUUUGCUAGGGUAGUCUGAAAAUUAAUUUCUAGCUAGUAAAAAAAAACAAUGUUAAGUUUUCAGUUUUUAUUGACAUUUUCAUAACCAAGUCUUUAUUUAUAUGUGUUAAAUUAAUAUCUUUCUCUCUCUCUCUCUCUAUAUAUAUAUAUUUAUAUAUAUAUAGUUUGAUUUUUUUUUUAUGUUUUUUUUUCUGUUUAUUUUAACUUAAUUAAAUAAAAGAAAAAUCAAAUAACAUUUAAGCAAUUAAAUGAUUUUACCAUUUAAAAAAUUUGGGGGGAAAUUAUUGUCUUCACAUAAACCAAUGUCAGUCUAUUAUAGUGUAGAAUAAUUAUCUUUAUCAGUUAAUAGUAAAUCUUCUAUAGUGUACAAUAUUUCUGACUACAAUUAAUAUAAUCUAUUAACAUUUUUGAUAUUUUGAAGAAUAUUAAUAUUUUGAAAUGUUUUUAUAUUUAGUUUCAUUUUUAAUUUUCUUAAGAUUUUUUUUUUUCAUUUAAUUACUGUGUAUUUUUUUUACUAUUUAUUUACUUUUUUUUAUUUUGAACAUUUUCAUUCAGACAACUAUCUGCAAUACAUAACUUAUGAUCUUAGAAUGUGUUGUUCAGGUCCUGUUGAAGUCAUUCAAACAUUUAAAAAAAACAAUUGUUUCCUUCAGGUUUAUUCAGUUUUUGUUUCCACCCUAUGACUUGUGAUAAAAUGUAUUUAUUGUUUUUAAAAUACCAGGUUUGUUUUUGGCCUAACCAGAUAAAUUUAAAUUAGAAUCAUGCUUUUUCCCUGUUUGAAUACCUUAGUGAAAGAUUCAAAUUUGGUACACACUUCUAAAUCUAUAUCUGAGAUAGUAGUUAGUCCAUCUCCUAUUUCAAUACAAAUGGCUUUUAUUUAUGCUAUGAAAUGUUAUUUUUAAAACAGAACCAAUCAAAUAAUUCUAUUAAUAGAUCUGAUUUUUUUUUUAACUUCUUGAAAAAUGACAUUUCAUUUUUAUAGUUGAACUGAACUUUUUGUUCAUUUAAUGUUUUUAGAAGGAUGCACUUCUGUUUUGACUUUUGUCAAACAUGAUUUAUUGUUGCCUUAUAUUCAUUGUGUCUAAUGAUUUGAUGCUUGCUACAAGUGAGUGAUUCAUGUGAUUAGUUCCACCCAGUACAUAGGAGCAUAAUGUUUUCUUCAAAGCAUACUGUGCUAUGAUUGAAUAGUUUCUUUAAAUAUAAAUUCUAUACUAUCUCAAAUAAAAUGAUACAAACAAGAA
Biomphalaria glabrata is the source of this 7483-nucleotide messenger RNA. RefSeq names its product F-actin-uncapping protein LRRC16A-like. The coding region runs from base 217 to 4590 and encodes 1457 amino acids. The transcript is spliced from 39 exons. Gene Ontology annotation, cellular component: plasma membrane; lamellipodium. The record is from RefSeq and is a predicted model, not a curated record. Lineage: Eukaryota; Metazoa; Mollusca; Gastropoda; Planorbidae. Gene Ontology annotation, biological process: regulation of Arp2/3 complex-mediated actin nucleation; cell migration.